AUGGAAACUUCCACUGCCCCAAAGGACUAUGACAUGACCACAGAAUACGACUAUGGAGACACAACCCCGUGCCAGAAGGUACAGGAGAGGGCCUUUGGGGCCCAGUUGCUGCCCCCCUUGUACUCAGUGGUAUUUGUCAUUGGCCUGAUAGGCAACAUCCUAGUGGUCCUGGUCCUCAUGCAAUACAAGAGGCUCAGAAGCAUGACCAGCAUCUACCUCCUCAACCUGGCCAUGUCUGACCUGAUCUUCCUCUUCACGCUGCCCUUCUGGAUUGACUACAAGCUGAAGGAUAACUGGGUGUUUGGUGAUCACAUGUGUAAGUUGCUCUCUGGGCUCUAUUUCAUGGGCUUGUACAGCGAGAUCUUCUUCAUCAUCCUGCUGACCAUCGACAGGUACCUGGCCAUUGUCCAUGCUGUGUUUGCCCUGCGGGCUCGGACUGUCACCUUUGGUAUCAUCACCAGCAUUGUCAUCUGGGUCCUGGCCAUCUUGGCUUCUGUCCCGGGCUUGUACUUUUCCAAGACCCAGUGGGAGUUCACUCACUACACCUGCAGUCUUCAUUUUCCUCCUGAAAGCCUAAGAAAAUGGAAGCAGUUCCAGGCUCUGAAACUGAACAUCGUGGGGCUGGUGUUACCUCUGUUGGUCAUGGUCGUCUGCUACACGGGGAUUAUAAAGAUUCUGCUCAGACGACCAAAUGAGAAGAAGUCCAAAGCUGUGCGUCUGAUUUUUGUCAUCAUGAUCAUCUUCUUUCUCUUUUGGACCCCGUACAAUCUGACUGUGUUUGUUUCUGCUUUCCAAGACUCCCUGUUCACCCAUGAGUGUGAGCAGAGCAGACAGCUGGACCUGGCCAUACAAGUGACGGAGGUGAUCGCCUACACACACUGUUGCAUCAACCCUGUGAUCUACGUUUUUGUAGGUGAAAGGUUCCGCAAGUAUCUACGGCAGUUGUUCCAUCAGCUGGUGGCCGUUCGCCUAGCUAAAUGGCUCCCCUUCCUCUCCACGGAGAGGCUGGAGAGGGUCAGCUCCAUGUCCCCCUCCACCGGGGAGCAUGAACUCUCUGCUGGGUUCUGA
Molecule: messenger RNA, 1068 nt
Organism: Mesoplodon densirostris (Blainville's beaked whale)
Lineage: Eukaryota; Metazoa; Chordata; Mammalia; Artiodactyla; Ziphiidae
Gene: CCR1
Product: C-C motif chemokine receptor 1
Exons: 1
Coding region: 1-1068 (355 amino acids)
Biological process (GO): immune response; G protein-coupled receptor signaling pathway; positive regulation of monocyte chemotaxis
Cellular component (GO): membrane; cytoplasm
Molecular function (GO): chemokine (C-C motif) ligand 5 binding; C-C chemokine receptor activity; chemokine (C-C motif) ligand 7 binding
Source: RefSeq, a predicted model, not a curated record